AUGCCGCCAAAGAAGAACGCCGGGUCGGGACCUUCGAAGAAAUCUGCCGUGAAGCAGAAAGAGAAAGUGCUGGAGAACAAGACGUUCGGCCUGAAGAACAAGAAGAAGAGCAAGAAUGUGCAAAAGUACAUCCAGGAGGUCACGAAGCAGGUUGUGGGCGGUACCACACGUGCUGACCGCAUGAAGGAGCAGGAGGCCAAGCGAAAAAAAGAUGCAAAGGCCGAGCAGGAAAACCUCAAGAGUCUGUUUGCGGCCUCCAUUCGGCAGCCUGCGCUUCCUCCUGGAACCGACCCAAAGUCGGUGCUCUGUGCGUUUUUCAAGGCUGGUGUCUGCACGAAGGGCGUCCGUUGCAAGUUCUCGCACGACUUGAUGGUGGGCAAGAAAGCUGCUAAAAUCGAUUUGUACACGGACAACCGUACCGAGAAAGAAGCAGAUCAAAUUGACACAUGGGACCAAGAAAAACUGGAAGAAGUGGUCAACGAGAAGCACCAUGAGAAGAACUCGAAGCAGACGGAAAUCGUGUGCAAGCAUUUUCUGGAUGCGAUUGAAAAGUCGUUGUACGGGUGGUUCUGGGUGUGUCCGAACGGAGGCACUUCUUGCAAGUACCGCCACGCACUUCCUGCUGGGUACGUGUUCAAAUCGAAGAAGGAUCGUGAGCUGGAGAAGAGCAACAAGGUGGUGGAAGUCUCGAUUGAAGAAAUAAUUGAGCAGCAGCGUGCCACGUUGGGCCCCAAUGGAGGCACUCCUGUCACAGCAGAGUCGCUUGCGAAGUGGAAGGCGGAUAAGCAGGCGCGCAAGAAGACCGAGGAAGCAAAGCGACUGAAAGAGCAAGCCAAGCGGACUGGCGGUCGCGGCAUCAUGAGUGGUCGUGCGUUGUUUACCUACGACCCGACUUUGUUCCGCGACGAUGCAGAUGCAGAUGACGAGGCGUACUCGGUCCACAGCGAGGGAGAACACGAUAGCGACGAUGUGCCUGUUGUUGACGCGGCAGCAGCAGUGAUGGACAAGAGCCUGUAUUUGCAAGACGAGGACGACCUCGACUCGCUGAAGAAGUGA
Molecule: messenger RNA, 1056 nt
Organism: Hyaloperonospora brassicae
Lineage: Eukaryota; Oomycota; Peronosporomycetes; Peronosporales; Peronosporaceae
Source: the annotation of a GenBank genome assembly